AUGGCCGAUUCUCUAUCAUCCUCCGUUAAUUCCCUUCAGUCCUCCCUUCAGCUCCUCGAUUCCUCCAUCUCCACCCUUGAUUCCGGCAUCAAUGACUUUCCCCGAAUGUGCAAGGUGCUACAAACAACCAGACAUUUUGAACUUCUACCAGAGCCAACUUUGCGCGAAGCACAACAAUCUCUAUUGGACGAGAUCACACCAAGCAUCGCACACCUUCUAUCUCUAGCGUCAAACCACGUCGAAAAGCUUUCCCGCCGCGAACAAGGUCUGCGGGCGAAAUGCGAGCUCCAAGAGGGGCGACUCUACUCCAACGAGAAUCGUGCGACGACAAGUCGCAGUCAGAGCAGCGCAUCGGGUGAUCGACAACGAGGAAGUGCCACAGGCAAAGCCGCGGAGUUGAGACGGCUGGUCCAGAAGAGAGAACGUCUGCAGUAUGCAGUUGAACGACUGGAGCUGCAAACCUUCCCUGACUCCCACGGUGUCUCACACGAGUCCCCUCAACCGACGGAGGAUAUCAUUUUCGUUCCGCCGGGAUAUCGAUAUGUGCGGAGAAUCCCAGCCCCUAAACCUAGUGGCUUAUGGCCCACUCGCAAAUACGCCCAACUUCCGCGACGAGAUCUAGCGGAGUACUGGCAGAGACAUGAAAGGCGAGCCCUCAUGCCAACAUGGUGUAGUGGGAAUGUGAGACUACUGGUCACCUCAGAGCACAGCCACACACAUGCCAAAGUCUACAAUGACAUUAUGGCUGAAUGA
Aspergillus terreus NIH2624 is the source of this 753-nucleotide messenger RNA. RefSeq names its product DASH complex subunit SPC19. The record is from RefSeq and is a predicted model, not a curated record. Gene Ontology annotation, biological process: attachment of spindle microtubules to kinetochore. The transcript has 3 exons. The coding region runs from base 1 to 753 and encodes 250 amino acids. Gene Ontology annotation, cellular component: DASH complex; spindle microtubule. NCBI's taxonomy places the organism in Eukaryota, Fungi, Ascomycota, Eurotiomycetes, Eurotiales, Aspergillaceae.